This is a messenger RNA of Labeo rohita (rohu), 985 nucleotides long. RefSeq names its product gastrula zinc finger protein XlCGF8.2DB-like. Lineage: Eukaryota; Metazoa; Chordata; Actinopteri; Cypriniformes; Cyprinidae. The record is from RefSeq and is a predicted model, not a curated record. Gene Ontology annotation, biological process: regulation of transcription by RNA polymerase II. Bases 137 to 985 code for a protein of 282 amino acids. Gene Ontology annotation, cellular component: nucleus. Gene Ontology annotation, molecular function: RNA polymerase II cis-regulatory region sequence-specific DNA binding; DNA-binding transcription activator activity, RNA polymerase II-specific. The transcript has 3 exons.
AUAGCGUUCUUCCUGGGGGCAGCCGUGGCCUAAUGGUUAGGGAGUCUGGCUUGUAACCGAAAGGUUGCAGGGAUUGAAGGUGGGGGGAGUGAAUAACCAGCGCUCUCUCCAUCCUCAAUACCACGACUGAGACCUGAUGGGGGAGAAUGAGGAGAGUGAAGGCAUGAGUGAAUCUGAGGAGAAACAUCAUCAUGUCAAAACUGGAGAAAAAUCAUUCAACUGCCCUCUGUGUAAAAAAACAUUUGCAUGCAAACAAGGUCUUAGACUUCAUAUGAGAGUUCACACUAGAGAGAAGCCAUACACAUGUGAUCAGUGUGGGAAGAGUUUCAUACGAAAGGGAAACCUUAAAGAUCACAUGAAAGUCCACACUGGAGAGAAACCACACACAUGCGAUCAGUGCGGGAAGAGUUUUUCACUAAAACACAGUCUUAACACACACUUGAAAAUCCACACUGGAGAGAAGCCACACACAUGUGAUCAGUGCGGGAAGAGCUUUGCAGUAAAACGUUCACUCAAAGAUCACAUGAAGAUCCACACUGGAGAGAAACCGCACACUUGUGCUCAGUGUGGGAAGAGUUAUAUACGAAAAGGAGCCCUUAAUGAUCAUAUGAAAAUCCACACUGUAGAGAAACUGUACAACUGUGACCAAUGCGGUAAAAGAUUUUCUAGGGCAGAUUUCCUGAAGGACCACCUGAAAGUUCAUACAAAAGAGAGGCCUUGGGUAUGUUUCUUGUGUGGAAGGAGUUUUAGCCAGAUUAGUAAUUUAAAAACACACCAGAAAAGACACAGCGGUGUGAAGGAUCAUAGUUGCUUUGAUUGUGGAAAGACCUUUUUUACAAAUAAUGAACUGAAACAGCACCAGAGAAUUCACAGUGGAGAAAAACCUUAUAAGUGUUCACACUGUGAAAAGAGAUUCAGUCAGCAAAAAUAUCUGAAAAUACACAUAAAAAGAAAUGAAUGUCUGAAAGUACAGCCAGUAUUGUGA